AAGUCAGCAAGAAAUGUAAAGCCGCGCAGACUGAAGCAUGGUUCGGAUGGUAAUCUUCAAGACGUAGAAACGCUUGCGCAAAAGCCAUCGCCUCUUGCACAAGUAACCCUGUAACAUCAAGAAAAUUCACAGGGAGGAAGAGGCGCUAUAUUUCUCGAACUUUCUCAAGCACACACUGAAGAUACGCGCAAUUUCUAGACAGAUCUCCAGAUCUUAACUUUUCAUAUAAAUAAAGUCACUCGGGCUGUCGUUCUGCACAUUAAUUUAUUACUGUUUACUUUGUUUUGUACCCAAUACCCAACUAUCAGAUAAAUCAUGUCUCACCACCAAGCUGUCGGAAUCGAUCUUGGAACCACUUACUCAUGCGUUGGAGUUUUCCAACACGGUAAAGUAGAGAUUAUCGCUAACGAUCAAGGUAACAGAACGACGCCCAGUUAUGUGGCAUUUAACGACACAGAGCGACUCAUUGGUGACCCUGCCAAGAACCAGGUCGCAAUGAACCCUUGCAACACAGUUUUUGAUGCCAAGCGUCUUAUUGGCCGAAAGUACACAGAUGACGUUGUCCAGGACGACAAGAAACAUUGGCCCUUCGAAAUCAUUGAUGAGGGAGGUCGACCUAAAAUCCAGGUCGAGCACAAAGGACAGAACAAGAUGUUCUUUGCUGAAGAAAUCUCUUCUAUGAUCCUCGGAAAGAUGAAGGAGACCGCUGAAGCCUAUCUUGGCAAGACAGUUUCCGAUGCCGUCGUCACAGUACCCGCCUACUUCAACGACUCUCAGCGUCAAGCCACCAAAGAUGCUGGAGUUAUCGCUGGACUGAACGUUCUCAGAAUCAUCAACGAACCCACCGCCGCCGCCAUCGCUUACGGUCUGGACAAAAAAGGAAACACACAAGGAGAGAAGAACGUAUGCAUCUUCGAUCUUGGUGGUGGUACCUUCGAUGUGUCUAUCUUGUCUAUUGAAGAUGGUAUUUUCGAGGUCAAAUCUACUGCUGGAAACACUCACUUGGGAGGAGAAGAUUUCGACAACAGGAUGGUCGGUCACUUCUGUGAGGAGUUCAAGAGGAAGCACAAGAAAGAUCUGAGAGAAAACAAGAGAUCUCUGAGGAGACUGAGGACCGCUUGUGAGCGAGCAAAGCGAACCCUUUCAUCAUCUGCCCAGGCCUCUAUUGAAAUUGAUGCCCUCUACGAAGGUAUUGACUUCUACACAACCCUGACCCGACCCAGAUUCGAGGAACUGAACGGAGAUCUUUUCCGACAAACUCUUGAGUGUGUCGAGAAAGCCAUCCGUGAUUCCAAGCUGGAGAAGAACAAGAUUGAUGAGGUGGUACUGGUUGGAGGUUCCACUCGUAUCCCCAAGAUCCAGAAACUCCUCGAGGGAUUCUUCAAGGAUAAGACUCUGAACAAAUCUAUCAACCCUGAUGAGGCUGUUGCCUACGGAGCUGCUGUGCAAGCUGCUAUCCUCUCUGGUGACAAAUCUGAGGAAGUACAAGAUCUGCUUCUUCUGGAUGUCGCUCCUCUCUCCUUGGGAAUUGAGACCGCUGGCGGUGUCAUGACCUCCCUUAUCAAGAGGAACGCCACCAUCCCCACCAAGCAGAGCCAGAAGUUCACCACCUACGCUGACAACCAGCCAGGUGUCCUGAUCCAGGUUUACGAGGGUGAGCGAGCCAUGACCAAGGAUAACAACAUCCUCGGAAAGUUCGAGCUGUCCGGAAUCCCACCUGCUCCCAGGGGAGUUCCCCAGAUCGAGGUUACCUUUGAUGUGGACGCCAACGGUAUCUUGAACGUAUCAGCUGUUGAUACUAGUACCGGAAAGGCUGAGAACAUCACCAUCACCAACGAUAAGGGACGUCUCUCCAAGGAAGAUAUCGAGAGGAUGGUUAAUGAAGCUGAGAAAUACAAGUCUGAGGAUGAUGCCCACAGGGACAGAAUCACCGCCAAGAACGGACUUGAAGCCUACUGCUUCCAGAUGAAAUCCACCAUGGAAGAUGACAAGAUGAAGGACAAGAUCAGUGAGGAUGACAAGAAGUCGAUCGUUGACAAAGUCACGGAGACUCUGAGCUGGCUGGACAGCAACCAGACCGCUGAAAAGGACGAGUACGAACACAAGCAGAAGGAAUUGGAGGGAAUCUGCAACCCCAUCAUCACCAAGCUCUACCAGUCUGCUGGAGGUGCCCCAGGAGGUAUGCCCGGCGGUAUGCCCGGUGGAAUGCCCGGCGGUAUGCCCGGUGGACCUGGUGGACCUGGAGCUCCCCCUCCCAGCUCCGGAGGCGGUGCUGGACCUACCAUCGAGGAAGUUGAUUAAUCCUCUGUGUCGACAAGGACUAAACUUUUAAAGAUAGUUAUUUUUGUGUUUUAUUUUAAACUGACCUUCAACGGUUCCUGAAUUUCUAUUUGUAAAAGUUUAACUCUUCUAACAAAAUUGUA
Molecule: messenger RNA, 2423 nt
Organism: Bolinopsis microptera
Lineage: Eukaryota; Metazoa; Ctenophora; Tentaculata; Lobata; Bolinopsidae
Product: heat shock cognate 71 kDa protein-like
Exons: 6
Coding region: 316-2301 (661 amino acids)
Cellular component (GO): nucleus; cytoplasm; plasma membrane
Molecular function (GO): ATP binding; ATP-dependent protein folding chaperone
Source: RefSeq, a predicted model, not a curated record